UUCUGGUGUCUCUGCUCUGUAACACAAGAGUAGCUUGACAACAUGUUUGUUCCGGCUCUGCUCAUCUGUAUUGUGCUGAGAGCAUUCAGUGCUCAAGCAAAAGUAGUUCAUGACUUUAGACAGGAGUGUAAAGACUUUUUCUACAAGAAAACAGAACCGGGGGGAAUGGACCAGAAUGCCAAGAAAAUCUGUCAGUAUGCAGAAAAGUUAGGCCCUUAUUACGCUACUCUGUACUCGGUUUAUCACAAGAUUCCUCUCUACAGCGCCUACAGAUUUGACUCUAAAUGCUUCACCGACAGUGGAAGGCCAAGCACCUGGCAUUUAGAGCCACAGCUUUCCAAACCUGAACAACAAACUCUAUACUAUAUGGUCCAUGAGACUCAAUCUAAUAAAAACGCUUAUAAAGGAAGUCAAGCCAUCAGCAACGACUACAGUGAAACGGGAUAUGAUCGCGGACACCUGAACCCCAACAGCUUCCAAUGCAAUGAAGGCCGUAUGGCUACGUUCACGCUGACCAAUGCAGCACCUAUGGAUGCCUGCUUCAACCGUAACCAAUGGGGAAAGUGGGAGAAAACUUUGAGGAGUUUUUUAAAAGACAAGCUUGCAAGUGACGGUGGUGCUGCUACAGCCUACAUUGUCACAGGUACAGUACCCAGUGCGAACCUACGGAUACCACAACGUGAAAUCUCUGAAGAGCCUGAAAGGGUGACGGUGCCCUCUCACAUCUGGACAGCCGUCUGCUAUGAGCACCUCUCUGAUAACAAAAAGUCUUUCUCCUUCGGCUAUAUGGGGGAAAACAGGCCGGAAGGCAGCAUAAGCCUGAUGAGCGUCUCAAACCUGAACACACACAUAAAAAAUCUCUAUCGUCAGCGCGCAGAAAUUAGCAUUUUUGUGGAUGAGUGUUUUGGUGACAAUAAUAAAUUAGAUGAGGUUAAGGCCAAAUUUCAGACAUUAAGCAAUCUACCAGUGAACCCAGGAGUCCAAAUGAGCUCAGACAUGCAAAACAUUUAUCUCACAUUGAGAAGGGCUGUCAGCAGUGACAUCAUACCUGAAAAGAAAUUCAAGGUGAGUGAGAUGACGAUAAAAUUAGCCUUUGACAGCAUGAGCACUUACCACGAUGUAGUAAAGGAUCUGAAGGUUUCUUCUGGAAGCACUUGUCUUCUAACUCGUGUGAAACCACUAGUAAGGAACGAUCUCAGAAAAAGUAACAUAUCAGGGGUGUCGGAUGCUGUCGAAUGCCUGCUGGUCCAAGAGAAGCAGAAGACUGCAGCUGAUGGAUCGCCCUGCUCGAGCUUCUCUGACUCUAGAUACAGCUGUCAAUGUGAAACAAAAGGUGAAACCAAGUCCUGCUGCUCCACUCCCUGCCUGUACGAGGAGAAUCUCAAUUCCUAUAGGUGUUACUCAGGCCAGACCCAGAUUGAGUGCUCAGCCCACUACUCACUCGUCACUUUUAAUGGACAGAAGUGCUUGGAUGAUCACCCAUGUGCCAGAUACGGUGAAGACUACUACUGGUGUAAGACCAUCUCUGGCAGCUGGGACUACUGCAGCCCUCCGCUGUGGAGAAGUAAAGCUAGAAACGGGAAGUACUGCCGCACUGACCAUGCCUGUGCCAAAUAUGGAUCAGGAUAUAUGUGGUGCUACACGGAUGGUGAAGGCAAUUAUGACAAAUGCUGUACUUCUGAUGACUGCUACUCAGCUGUGAAUGGCCAAACCUGCAGGUCUAAUCACACGUGUGGCUACCAUGGGGAAGAUUACCUGUGGUGCUACACAGACUAUGAAGGCAACUGGAAUUACUGUUGCACAUCAUGUGGAUGAUAGUUGGUUUACAAUGUGUGGUAUCAUUAUAGCUAAAGCAUGACUUUGCAAAUUUGAUUGUGAUUGUACUAUGAGGUCUUACUAACCUACAAAUUAUAAAUAAAGACUCUCAUAUGUGCUUCUGAAAUUAACAGCUGCUUAAAAUGCUUAAAAUGCUUAAGCUUAAAGAGUAUAUGUAUGCAAAAACAAAAAUCUCAAUAAAAACAUAUACAAAAAAAUCUAU
Pangasianodon hypophthalmus (striped catfish) is the source of this 2038-nucleotide messenger RNA. RefSeq lists its product as uncharacterized. Gene Ontology annotation, molecular function: metal ion binding; hydrolase activity; nucleic acid binding. Lineage: Eukaryota; Metazoa; Chordata; Actinopteri; Siluriformes; Pangasiidae. The transcript is spliced from 2 exons. The coding region runs from base 43 to 1815 and encodes 590 amino acids. The record is from RefSeq and is a predicted model, not a curated record.